AUGAGAAGUAGCUUGGCAAUCCUUGUUCUUGCAUACGCGACCUGUGCAGUAUCUGAGCGUCUGAGGGUGCUUGAAGAUAUUUGCAAUGGCUCCACGUUGACCACCAGAGAAGGUCAAGCCAUCGAGCUGAAGGCCAGAAAACAGCCUGGGCAGAUCAUCGACACCUUCGCCUUCGGCAACAAGUUUGAGAUUGAAGUGCUUUUGCUUCGCCUGUAUGAAAUGGGAGAUGAAGUUGCUGAGUUCCACAUAGUUGAGGGUGAUCGUGACUUCACUGGAUCUCCCAAGGAGUAUGAGUUUGAUCUGGUGCGUGGGAAGUUGGACGCGUGGAAGCACAAGAUCACCUAUCACAAAGCCAAGAUCCCUGCUGGAGUGAAGGACUACGACUUGCAAAAUGCUCAGAGGCUGUCAAUGGACUCCGAGAUGAAGUCGACUCCUCGCGAUCCAGCGGAUGUCCUUCUUGAGGGCGACCUGGACGAGAUCGUUCACCAUCGGACGCUCCAGGUUCUGAGAAACUGCGAGCCUGCUUCUGGCGCUUGGAACACGCGCAUCCGCAUGGGCAACUUCUACUACACGAUCGGGUGGACCACGGGUGAUUGGGAACACCCUACCACCGCUUCAUUCUUCAGUGAGGAUCACCCUGCCAAGUGGUCCACCUCAUUCACUUCGUCCACUUCUGGCAUGUCUUCCUUCGCUGAAGCCAAGGCCAUUUGGGAUCGGCCAAAUCUGCUGAGCUCCAGAGAUGGCCCCACUGGUUGGCACCUGGGUUGGAUCCUGAAUGGUGCUGAGGGCUUGGCUCGAAAGAUCUUUCUCCUAGUCGAAGGUCGACCAGUGUGGGCCCGAGACUACAAGGAUGAGGCUGCGCUGGCCAAGUUCCUGAAGAGCUCUUUCUAUGCCAACCCUCAAUCCUACGACUACAAGAUUUAUCCAUCCCAAGUGCAUAAAGAUGAUGUGCCACAGGCUCUUCUUGAACACCCUGAAGAGUUUCCUACCAUCUUGCGUGGUGUCACCCUUUGA
Molecule: messenger RNA, 1014 nt
Organism: Durusdinium trenchii
Lineage: Eukaryota; Dinophyceae; Suessiales; Symbiodiniaceae
Source: the annotation of a GenBank genome assembly